AUGAUGCUUGUUGUUCUAUGUUUGUUUCUAUUAUUUUCAACUUGCCAUUCACGAAGUCUACCACAACUACAACGACCCGAUCCAGAUUGUGAUUAUAAUAUUACACAAAUAAUUCAAAGUAAAGGUUAUCCAUGUGAAGAACAUAAAGUUAUUACAAAUGAUGGCUAUAUUCUUGGUGUUUUUCGUAUUCCACAUGGUCGAAAUUCAUCAUCAACAGGUCGACCUGUUCUUCUUCAACAUGGUCUUCUUGAUUCAGCUACAACAUGGGUAAUGAAUUUUCCACAUCAAAGUCUUGGUUAUAUUCUUGCUGAUGCUGGUUAUGAUGUAUGGCUUGGUAAUAUGCGUGGAAAUUAUUAUUCACGUGCACAUGUUAAAUACAAUCCUGAUCAUGAUGAAGCUUUUUGGGAUUUUAGUUGGGAUGAAAUGGCAAAAGAUGAUCUUCCAUCAAUGAUUUAUUAUAUAUUGAAUGUAACAAAAUAUGAACAAAUUGGUUAUAUUGGUCAUUCACAAGGUACAAUGAUUGCUUUUGCGGAAUUUAGUCGUCCUGAUAGUGUCGUUCGAAAUAAUGUUAGUUUCUAUGGUUCAUUAGCACCAGUUGUUCAUGUAGGACAUAUAGAAUCACCACUAAAAUAUUUAGCAUCUGCUACUAUAAUGAAAGACCUAGAACUUUAUUGGCAUUUAUUAUUCGGUCGUAAUGAAUUUCUUCCAUCAUCUUAUAUAAUAAAAUGGCUUGGAACAUUUGCAUGUGGAGAAUUUAUAAUUGAUCGAGUAGUUUGUGACAACAUUUUUUUUAUUCUAUUUGGACCUGAAAAGAAAAAUUUAAAUGAAACAAGAAUUCCAGUCUAUGCAUCACAUGUACCUGAUGGAACAUCUGUCAAAAAUAUGAUUCAUUUUGCACAAGGUGUACAAACAAAUGCAUUUCAAGCAUAUGAUUAUGGUUCACCAGAAAAAAAUCAAUUACAUUACAAUCAAACAACACCACCACAAUAUUCUAUUCGUUCAAUGAAAGUACCAACAGCAAUCUUUUCGGGUGGUGAAGAUUGGCUUGCUGAUCCAUCAGAUGUUAAUUAUAUUAUUGACAAUAUUCAAAGUCUUGUUUAUAAAAAAUACAUUCCAAAUUAUAAUCAUAUAGAUUUUAUUUGGGCCUUAACAGCAAGUCAACUUGUUUAUGUUGACUUACUUGAUGUAAUGAAAAAAUAUCAUCCACCUAAUUAA
This is a messenger RNA of Rotaria sordida, 1215 nucleotides long. The record is from the annotation of a GenBank genome assembly. Lineage: Eukaryota; Metazoa; Rotifera; Eurotatoria; Philodinida; Philodinidae.